Spirodela intermedia is the source of this 12887-nucleotide messenger RNA. The record is from the annotation of a GenBank genome assembly. NCBI's taxonomy places the organism in Eukaryota, Viridiplantae, Streptophyta, Magnoliopsida, Alismatales, Araceae.
AUGGAGGACAUUUCUCUGGACAAAAAACAGCUGUAAAAAUUUUUCAGUAUGGUUUUUAUUGGCCUACAAUCAUUAGAGAUUCUAUAGAAUUUAGUAGAACAUGUAUUUCAUGCCAAUCUAUAGGUAACAUGAGUAAAAAAGAUGAAAUGCCCAUGAGUAACAUGUUAGUAGUCGAAAUUUUUGAUGUAUGGGGAAUAGAUUUCAUGGGUCCCUUCCCAUCAGCUGAAAAAUAUGAAUAUAUUUUGCUUGCUGUUGAUUAUGUGUCGAAGUGGUGAAAGCUAUUCCUACUAAAACUAAUGAUCAUAAAAUCAUGAUGAAAUUUAUGCAGGAAUUUUUUUUUUCGAGAUUUGGAUGUCCUAAAGUGGGAGGAACACAUUUUACAAAUAAACAUUUCAGGGAACUGUUGAAAAAGAAUGGAGUAGAUCAUAGAGUAGCCACUCUAUAUCGUCCCCAAACAAAUGGGUAAGCUGAAGUAGCAAAUAGGGAAAUUUAGAGAAUUUUGAGAAAUAUAGUUGAACUAGAUAGGAAAGAUUGACCCAUGAAAUUACAAGAUGCAUUAUGGGCUUAUAGAACAACUUAUAAAAAUCCCAUAGGUAUGUCCCCAUUUCGUCUUAUUUUUGGAAAGCCAUGUCAUCUUCCUAUGGAAAUAGAGCAUAAAGUAUUAUGGGUUAAAAAAAUAUUAUGUAUGGAUGAAAAAUCAGUUGGUGGGCAUAGAAUUUUUCAGCUACAUGAACUAGAGGAGUUGAGGAAUGAAGCUUAUGAAAAUCAUAGAAUAUAUAAAGAAAAAACUAAAACUUUUCAUGAUAAAUAUAUUAGCAGAAAAAAAUUUGAUGUUGGACAAAAAGUGUGGUUAUAUGAUUCUAGGCUGAAAUUAUUCUGAGGAAAAUUAAAAUAAAAAUGUAAAGGGUCUUAUGUGGUGGAAGAGACAUAUGACCAUGGGGCUAUAAUGAUGAAAGAUCCUCAAAGUGAUCAUAACUUUAAGGUAAAUGGACAACAACUUAAACAUUAAAUAGAACAUGAACGCCUUACAGAAAAAAAUAAAUUAUUAUUAAAAGAAAUUCAAGAGUAAGAUCAAGGAGUCCAGCUAGAGACAUUAAAUUCGGCGCUGCAUGGGAGGCAACCCAUGUUUUUUAUUUCAUUCUGUUUGAUUUUUUUAUUUUUUUAAGCUCUAUUUUUCUUAAAAUUUCGUAGUACUUAUUUCUAUAUUUAUUUCUUUUUUGAAAAAGUGCAGGAGGAGGAGUGUGAGAUGAAGUGGAAAAUUAAAAACAAGGUUGAGGUGAUGUCUUUCUGAGCUUUAUUAUUUAUGAAAAUAUUUUUAAUACUUAACUUUGCACAUAUGCAUGCUUCACAUGAAAAUUAUAUUUUCUGGAUAUUCUGUUUCGAUUUUUCUAUGUCAUUGAGGACAAUGUUAUUUUUAAGUUGGGGGUGAAGUACUCAUUAUUUAUUUAUGCUGUAAGAUGAUUAAGAACAUGUGUUUGCAUUUUAUUCAACUUAGAACAGCAACUAAAAAAUAAAAAUAAAAUAAAAUUCAGUAAAACUACAACAUCUAUUUUCUGAUUUUCUGUCAGGAACAACAGACUGUCAAAAAUAGCAGACGAAAAAACAACCCAAAAUUUGAAAUUCUAGAGACCCUUUUCUCACAUUUCAAUCCCCUAGACAUAUAUUACUAAAAUUCGAAAUUACAGUUAUCAAGAGGAUAGUUUUGAUUUAUUUUUGACAAAUUUAUUACUACUAAAAAUAGAACUAAAAAUAGAAAAUAGAUCUGUCAGAACUAUUUAAUUUACAAAUCUCUUACAUCAUAUUGCAUGUAUGAAAUAUUAAAUCAAUUAGAUUGAUUGAUACCAAAAGAUACUAGAAAGAUUAUUUAUUGAGUCAAAAGAAUGAUCUAGUAGCAUGAAAUGUUGGAAUACUCCUUGGAUCUAUGAUAGAUAACACGAAUUUGAUUUUAUAAAUUUUCACUUCAUGAUCUUGAUGGAUAGUAUUUACUUAAUGUGAAAAUUUGAUUGAUCAUUUGAGUUUAAUGGAGAUUUUUGCACCUUGAUCUAUAGGACUUGCGAAGAGAAAUCACUUAUUUCAAAAAAAAGAAAAGAAAAAGUAAUGUGAAAAAUCUAGAAAUGAAGAGUACACAUGGAGAGUGUGAGACAUCAUUCUCAUUGUCAAAAAUCAUGCAUAGAAAAACACUUGCUAAAAAAUAAGUGGAUAAAGUGAAAGCCCUGAAAAUGAAGAGUACACAUGGAGGGUGUGAGACAUCAUUCUUAUUGUUGAAAUUUGUCUAUAGGAAAAGCUACUUAUCCACUAUAUAUAAAAAAAAAGAAAGAAAAAAGAAUGAAGAAAUAUAGUGCAAACUUCAAAAAUUAGGCCAUAGAAAAAGAGAAAUGUAGGAUCAGUAUUAUUCUUGGAUGAGUAUUAAUAAUUGAAACAUCUUGUAAAUACAUCUAUGGGUGAAGAAGUGAUAAAGAUGUGAAUAGAAGAAGUGAAGUCUAGAUUGUUAUUCCAAGGAGUGUUUAAACAUUUAAGUGCUUGACAUCAUUCUUAAAUACUUGAUAUAAGAAUCCAAAGUGUUUAAAGAUACAUCAUUUCUAAUUAUAUUUUUUUUUCUAAAUUGAAAUAUGAUGUUUGAGAUUUGUAAAAUUUUAUUUUCGUAAUUCCAUUGCUAAGGGACUAGUAAUGAUUUAAGUUGGGGGGUGUGAUAAGUCUUCAUUAUCAUUAGUUAAUAAUUAGUAAAUAAUAUAGUUUUCACCUUAACUCAUGAUAAAUAGACUUAUAUUUGAGUUAAAGUGCGAAAAGUAGUUUUCAGUUGAUUAACGUGAAUUUUUAGGUAAUUAUUUAAUUUAAUAUAAUUUUUAUAAUCUUACUUUUGAGAUAAAUAAAGAACAAGAAAUAAAAAUAAAAAUAUUACAAAAUGGAGGGAUCCGCCGGCUAGCCAAGCCUACAAGUGGGUUGGAAGCUUAGUCAGGGAGUAGUCACGAGCAGGCACUCAAGCGGCUUAGACCAAUAUGGGCACCUAUGCACCACUCCCUUUCCACAUCACUGGUGGCCAGCCGGCUGUGGGGCAAGGAUUGGUCAUACACGUGAGAGAAGGGACUUUGCUUAGAAAUCUAACAUUACUAUAUAUUCAUUCGAAAAAUCGGUACACAAUUGAUGUGGGACUAAACCUGUGGUACACCUUCCUCAGAAGAGGGGGGCGACUGGCACGGGUUCGAGUCCUUCUAGAGUCAAAAGUCAUAUAUUUUUAUCUGAUUAUCAUGACUUUCCUACAAAUCGCUGGUGAAGGAUUAAGCAACAGGAGUCAUUGGAUCAUCGAUGAAAAUUUUGUCAACGCGAUUCGCAGAGCAUUGCUACAAAAAUUGCUGAAGGAUUUGCGAUAAAAGGAUCACGAAUCCAUCGAGUAAAUCAUCUCUGAUUGAUCGACAAACAAGUCAUUGUUGGGAAGAGGAUGAUCCGCCAAAAGACGAGUCGCCACCUCCUGAGAGCAUACCGGAUGCACGUGGACCUGAGGAUGAAGCUCCUUAACACACACCCCACCUCCAUCUAGCUUCUCUCCAGUGGGUGACAACCACUGGAGAGCUGCAAAGCUGCCAUUUUCCUACUCCGUCAAGUGAUAGUCAUCGGAGACGAUUCGAUGACCCACUUCAUUGAUCUCUAGACUUCGCAAGGAGAUCUAGGGAUUACCUAUGUCGUUUUUAUCUAAGGAGAACCUUUGAGGCUGUGGACACUACACGACGAUCUUCCCGAACGCCCAGGAUUUUUGUGCAUCGCUGACGCAUUGCCGUUGCAAUGCCGAAACUCUGUUUUUCUGCUUUCAACUUACUUUACGCUUCAUUUAGUGAUAGUUUUUGUGAUUUUAAUUUACCAAAAUAUACUUUGUUCUAUUACGAUUCUUCUAGCUUUUACAUAUCUUAAUUUGAUCAAUUAAAUCGUCUGUAAUUACUUAUGUAAGAAUUGUUGGGUAAAACUCUGUUUCCACCCGAUUCGUGUUUGCUAGGCACUGACGUCAUCCUAGCGUCUGCACCCUUAUUUCACUUUUUCGUGAAUUUUAAAUAUAUUUCCUUUUCAUUUCCUAGUAUAAAAUUCAUAGAAAAUCAUAUUCAUUGAGAAAUUUUUUGAAUAAUUACCAGAUAUUAUAUUACAUCCUUGUGAUUGACUUGGAAAAUUACCAUUAUUUUUGGAAGUUUUAUUGAAUUAGAAUUAAUAUAUUUAUUCAGAAAUACUUCUAAAUAUCCAAAAAUUCUUUUUUUCUAGUUUUAUAAAUUUUAGAUUUACAUGAUUUAAUAUACAACGACUAAGUCACAUCACCCGCUUGCCAACCGGGCCCGUAGCUAGGUUGGAAGUGUAGUCGAGGAAGAGCCACGAGUAGGGACUUGAGCAACUAGGACCGAUAGGGGCACAUGUGCACCACUCCCCUUCCAUGUCACUAGUGGCCAGUUAGUUGUGGGGCAAGGAGUAGGCGUACAUGCACAAAAAAGAGACUUGAUUGUAAAUAUAAUAUUAUUAUAUAUUUGCUAGAAACUUUAGUGCACAAGUGAUGUGAGUCUAAACUCACCUCACACCCUCCUUAGAAAGGGCAGGCAGUCAACGCGGGUUUGAAUCCUCCUAGAGCCAAAACUCAUAUUUUUAUUUGAUUAUCGCGACAUUCCUACAAAUCAUCAAUGAAGGAUUAAGCAACCAGAAUCGCUACAUCAUCGACAAAAAUCUUGUCAGCAUGAUUCGUGGAGUAUUGUUACUAAAAUUGUUAAACAAUUCGCAAUAAAAGGAUCGUGAAUCCAUCGAGUAAAGCAUCUCUAAUUGAUCGACGAACAAGUCAUUGUCAGGAAGAAGAUAAUCCAUCAGGAGAUGAGUUGCAACCUCUUGAGAGUGUACCAAAUGUGAUGAAGAGCCUCCUCUUGCUGCGCAAACUUGAGAAUGAAGCUCCUUAACACACACCCCAUCUCCAUCUAGCUUCUCUCCAUCAGGUGAUAGGCCCUAGAGAGCCGCAAAGUCGUCAUUUUUCUGCUCCACCAGGUGACAGUCACUGGAGACAAUUUGACAACCCAUUUUAUUGAUCUCUAGACUUCACAAGGAGAUCUAGAGAUUGCCCACAUCAUCUUUGUCCAAUGAGAGCUUUGAAGCCAUGGACAUUACAUGAUAAUCCUCCCGAACACUUAGGAUUUUGGUGCAUCACUGACGCAUCACGGCCGCGAAGCCAGAACUCUAUUUUCCUACUUUCAACUUAUUUUUUACUUCAUUUAGUGAUAAUUUGUUUGAUUUUAAAUUUAUCAAGAUAUACUUCAUUCCAUUACGAUUCUUCCGGCUUUUGCAGAUCUUAAUUUAAUCAAUUAAAUCAUCCGUAAUCACUUACGUAAGAAUCACUGGGUGGAACUCUAUUUUUGCCCGAUUUGCACUCGCUAGGUACUGACGUCAUCUUGAUGUUUGCACUCUUAUUUCCCUUUUUUGUAAAUUUUCAAUAUAUUUCUUUUUCAUUUCCUAGUAUAAAAUUUAUAGAAAAUAGCAUUCUUUGAGAAAAAUUAUAAAUAAUUAUCAGAUAUUAUGUUACAUCCUUGUGGCCAACUUGGAAAAUUAUCGUUAUUUUUGAAAGUUUUAUUGAAUUAUAAUUGAUAUAUUUAUUUAGAAAUACUUCUAAAUAUUUAAAAAUUCAUAUUUUCUAGUUUUAUAAAUUUUAAAUUUAUGUGAUUUAAUAUACAAUGACUAGGUCAUGUUAGUGAUCAAGCCAUAUAAUUAUCAAAUUAGCUCUUACUCAAUGUAGAACUUUUUUAUCUAAAUUGAUAUCUCUAAUUCUUUCACUCAACUUUUCUUAAUAUCUUCUUUUAUCUGCAUAAUCUUCCCCUACUCCAUUUUAUCUUCCAUACAUAUUUGUUCAAUUUGUGAGGAGUGAAAUAUUUCAAGCUUAGAAAUAAUUCUAAUGGGCUGUGCGUUUUGAAGGAUGGAAGGAUUAUCUUCAUUAAUCUUAGAUCUAAUGAAUUUAGUAAAAUUCAAAAUUUCUCCUCCAAAAUUAUUUCUAUAUUCAUAUUCAUUAUUUUUGUUUCUCCCCAUUAGUUGAAUCAACUCUUUUUCUAGCUUUUUUUUUCUCAACUCAUCAAAUUCUUCAUCUUCCCAAGAGCUAUCUUUUAAUUUUUAUAUAUGAUAUACAUCAUCAUCCUCACUAUCCACAUCCAUGGCUACAAAAUUAUGAUUAGAUUUAUUAAUUUCGUCUUCUACAUCUCUCAAAUCAACUGAUUUUUCCUCACUUAAAAUAUAUUUUUCUUUAUUUCUGUCCUUACUCCCUUCUACUACAAUUUAGAUAAUUUUUCCAUGAUCAGCUACUAUUUCUUCAUCUAAAGGCUCUUUCUCCUCAUCAUCUUCACUAUAUUCAUUCAUCAAUUGUGAGCAAUAAAUGAUUUUAUUCAAAUUUUAUACUAUUAUAUUUUCACUCUUAAUAUUCUCAUUUACUUUUAAUGGCUUAUCGAUUUCUUCUAAUAAUUAGAAAUAAGAAUCAAGUAAAAUAUUCUCACUCAAUGUAUUCACUUUCCUAACAUUUUCAUUUCGUAGGUUUUUUCUUAAAUUUAUCUAGCUAGACUCUUCUUAUUGAAAUCCUACUAUUGGAUAAUUUUUUGAAUUUUUUAUAGGCUGAUUGGGUGGCUGUCCCUCUUCUCUCUUAUUCUUAAAAGCCUCUAAAAUUUGUUUCUGGUGCAACAUCAUUUGAUUUAUAAUUUUUUGCAUCAGUUGACUCAUUUGCUGCAUCAUUUCCAAAGCAUCAGGUUGGAUUUGAGAGGGUUGAUUUUUCUGAAAUCUAUAUUUCUAUUUUGGAUGAAAUUCAAAAUUUGAAUUGGAUAUAAGUGCUUCUGGAUUUUAAAUAUUAUUUGAGUUUCUCCACAAAAAGUUAUUCCCCCAAUUAAGAUUAUAAGAAUUAAAAAAUUCUCUAUUUUUACUAAAAUCAUGGGUUACUUGCACUUACUCUUACCUAGGAUGAAAUGAUUGAUCUAAAUUAUAACAUUGAAAUUCGAAAUGAUCAUUUUCACAGUACAUAGGACAUGUACUAUAUGCAUUCAAUUGAAGGUUAGGAGACUUUGUAAUAUUCUCAAUAAGUAAAUCAAGUUUUUCUAAUCUUUGAUUAAUCUAAUUAAUCUUAUUUCUUACAUUAGAAUCAUCAUCAUGAUGCAAUUCAUAAAUUUCUCUCUUUUUAUCCUUGUCAUAUAAUUCAAAAGAGGCUUGAUCUCUAGAAUUUUCACUUAAAUUCUCAUAAAGACUAUAAAUCUCAUCAGAGAUUUUCUCCAUAAAAGCUCUUCCAUAUAUAGAAUCAACCAUGUUUCUAUGUUGUUCUAAUAAUUCAGCAUAAAAAAUUCUAUUGAGUUGUCACUUGGGUGUAGCAUAAUGAAGACACUUUCUAAGUAAAUCUUUAAAUUUUUCUCAUCUCUCAUAUAAAGUUUCUCCUGAUCUUUGAGAAAAACUCUAUAUAUGUUUUCUCAUAUUUUAAGUUGUUAUUAAGAGAUAAAAUUUUCGAAGAAAAGCUUAUUCUAUGUCUUUCUAGCUAGUUAAUUCUCUAUCUAAUGUAGAUAGCUAAUGACUAGCUUUGUCCUUAAGUGUAUGAGGAAAUAAUUUUAUCUUAAUAAUUUAUAAUGUAACUUGAGGGAGAUUAAUUAAAUCAUAGACCACAUGAAAUUUUUCUAAAUACUAAUGAGGUUCUUCUAAAAGCAAUCCAUGAAAACAAGGAGUAUUUGAAAAAUUCUUUGAUUUAUUUCAAAUUUAUUAGAGGGUGCUAAUGUGACUCUAAUAUUAGAUGCUCUUUGAAAUGAAUUAGGGAUAUAAUGAUUUUUCAUGGCCAUAGGAUUGUUCUCAAUUUGACCUAUACUUCCUUCAGGAUCUAUCAAAAUUAAUUUUUCUUUUGAAUUUUUAGUUUUGAAUGAAAUAAUGAAAGGAUUUUCUAGCCUUGGAUGUAAGGAUCUCCUACCAUCCAUAAAAAUCAAUAAAUUUGAGGAAAAAAGUUUAAUAAUUAUUACCCUCCUUCAGUAUGUUCCAAUCCUUGCCUUGUUUUUCUUUGUUCCCACUUUUCCUUUUGGCAAGAAGAAAAUAAAAUAAGAGUUAAUUUUUUUUGUGUGUACUCUAAGAGAAAAGUAGAAAAAUACUAAAUAUUAUGCAAUACAUCCUCAGCAACAACAUCAAAAUUUGACGUGACUUAGUCGUUGUAUAGUAAAUCACGUAAAUUUAAAAUUUAUAAAGGUAGAAACUACUAAUUUUCAGAUAUUUAGAAAUAUUUAUGAACAAAUAUAUCAAUUAUAUUUUAAUAAAACUUUCAAAAAUAGUGAUAAUUUUUCAGUCGAUCAUAGGGAUGUAAUAUAAUAUUGUGUAAUUAUUCAAAAUUUUCUUUAAAGAAUAUGAUUUUUUAUGAAUAUUAUACUAAGAAAUGAAAAUAAAAUAUAUUUAAAAUUUACAAAAAAAGGAAAUAAUGGUGUGGACAUCAAGAUUACAUCAAUACUUGACAAACGCGAAUCGGGUGGAAAUCGAGUUCUACCUAGUGAUUCUUACGUAAGUGAUUAUAGACAAUUUAACUGAUCAAAUUAUGAUUUGUAAAAGUCAGAAGAAUCAUAAUUGAAUGAAGUGUAGCUUGGUAAAUUUAAAUCACAUAAAUUAUCACUAAAUGAAGUGUAAAUUAAGCUGAAAGUAGGAAAAUAGAGUUCCAACAUUGCAGCGGCGAUGCAUCGACGACGCAUCAGAAUCUUAAGCAUUCAUAAGGAUCAUCGUGUAGUGUCCACGGCCUCAAAGACUCUCCUUAGACAAGGAUGACGUGGGCAAUAUCUAGAUCUUCUUGUGAAGUCUAGAGAUCAGUGAAAUGGGUCGUCGAACAUUUCCAGUGACUAUCCCCUGAUGGAGUGGAAAAAUGGCAACUUUGCGGCUCUCUGAUGGUUGUCACCUAACGGAGAGAAGCUGGAUGGAGGUGGGGCGCGUGUCAGGGAGCUUCAUCCUCAAGUUCAGCCAGCAAGAGGAGGCUCUUCAUCACAUCCAAUAUGCUCUCAAGAGGUGGCGACUCAUCUCUUGGUGGAUCGUCAUCUUCUCAAUGAUGGGUUGUUUGUAAAUCAAUUAGAGAUGAUUUACUCAAUGGAUUCGCGAUCCUUUUAUCACGAAUUGUUCAAUAAUUUUAGUAACAAUACUCCACGAAUCGCGUUGACGAGAUUUUCACCGAUGAUCUAACAAUUCUAGCAGCUUAAUCCUUCACUGAUGAUUUACAAGAAAGUCAUGAUAAUUAGAUAAAAAGACGAGUUUUGAUUCUAAGAAGAUUCAAACUAGUGCCGAUUGCCCCCAUUUGAAGCCUUCUAGGGGAAGGUGUGACACGGAUUUAGUCCCACAUUACUUGUGCACCAAAGUUGUGGGCGAAUAAAUACUAAUAUUACAUUUAUAAGCAAUGAGUCUCUUUCUCCCACAUAUAUGUCACUCUUUUCCCCAUAGCCAACUUGCCACCGAUGACGUAGAAGGGGAGUGGCACCUACAUGCCCUCAUUGGUCCUAGCCGCAUGAGCCCUUACUCGCAGGUCCCCUUGACUACGCUCCUGAUCCACUUUCAGGUCCAGUUGGCAAGCGAGUUCCCCCUUUUUUGCUAUAUUUUUCUUUUAAUUUAUGUUUCUUUAUUUAUCUAAAAAAUAAGACUAUAAAUAUCAUAUAAAUUUACAAAAAAUCACAUAAUUAGCUAAAAACUCACAUUAAUCAAUUGAAGACUACUUUUUAUAAUUUUUAACACAAAUAUAAGUCUAUUUAUCAUGAGAUAAGACUAAAACUAUAUUAUUUACUAAUUAUUAACUCAUGAUAAUAAAGACUUAUCAACCAUUCAUCAGUGUAACCCUGUGAGGGUAUUCCAUCAUCAUAAGUGGGGUGUAGUUCACCUCUCUGUGUUUGCGACUAUAGGAGUGGGCUGUUCUCCUACGAGUUGUUGGGCCCAAGACUUGGCUUGGGCCUAGGUAGGCUGGGCCAACUUAGCUUGAGCCUAAGUAGCUUGAGUGUGAGUGGUUUGGACUGAUGGGUCUAGGGCCUAGGAGGGCUGUGCUUGGGUGUGCUAGGCCAACUUGAUCUAGGCUUGAGUGGCCUAGGCCAGUGGGUCCUAGGUCAGUGGGGCCUAGGCUGGUGAGGCCUAGGUUAGUGUGGUCUGGGCUGGUUUAGUCUAGGCUGGUGCAUUCUAGACUAGUGCAGCCUUAGUUAGGGCAGCUUGGGCCUGCUUGGUCUGGGUCAGUGUGGCCUUGGCUUGGGCUGGUACUGCUUGGGCGUGCCCUGCCCUGGUUGUCACAAUUUGGGCUUGUGCCUAGGUCCUUGUAGCCUUGGCCUUCGCAUCCUUGGGUUGUGCAGCCUUGGCCAACACAGCCGUGGUCUGCACAACCUCGGCCAGCUGGGCUUGAGACAAAGCCGCCAUGGCCAGGGUUGCAUUAGUGUGACCUGCUCCGAUUCAGCCUUAGUUUCCGCAACCUAGGGCAGCAUGCUGUGAGCUGGCACAGUCUAGCCUCUAGUUGGCUGGGCUGCUAUGACCACACCUUCUAAUGUUGAUGAUGUCAUUCACAUUGCAGACGAGGAAACAGCACCCACAAAAAGUUGUGGCACCAAAUCCAUGUUGUUGAUUUCAAUUUCAACAAAUAGAUUUAACCCUCAUUGGCGCCCUACGUGUCAACACUCACUAAUGUAAGCACAAACACUAUAAUUGAGGAAAUAGCAUCAGUCGCUUGUGAUGUUGACAUGACUCAAUCAUUGUAUAGUAAAUCACGUAAAUUUAAAAUUUAUAAAACUAAAAAAUACAAAUUUUUGAAUAUUUAUAAGUAUUUUUAAACAAAUAUAUCAAUUAUAAUUUAAUAAAACUUUCAAAAAUAGUGAUAAUUUUCCAAGUCAAUCAUAGGAAUGUAAUAUAAUAUCUAGUAAUUAUUCAGAAUUUGCCUCAAAGAAUACUAUUUUCUAUAAAUUUAAUACUAGGAAAUAAAAAUAAAAUAUAUUUAAAAUUCACAAAAAAGGAAAUAAGGGUACAGAUGUUAGGAUGACAUCAGCACCCGGCGAACACGAACCAAGUAGAAAGAGAGUUCUAUGCGGCGAUUCUUACGUAAUCAAUUACAGAUGAUUUAAUUGAUCAAAUUAAGAUCUAUAAAAGUUGGAUGAAUCAUAAUGAAAUGAAGUAUAUCUUGGUAAAUUUAAAAUCAAAAAAUUAUCACUAAAUGAAAUGAAAAUUAAGUUGAAAGCAAGAAAAUAGAGUUCUGGCAUCGCGGCGGUGAUGCGUUGGUGAUGCACUAGAAUCCUGAGCAUUCAAGAGGAUAGUCAUGUAGUAUCCAUGGCCUCGAAUGCUCUCGUUGGACAAGGACAAUGUGGACAAUAUCUAGAUCUCCUUGUGAAGUCUAGAGAUCAAUGAAAUGGGUCGUCGAAUCAUCUCCGGUGGCUAUCACUAGGCGGAGCAGAAAAAUGGCGACUUUGUGGCUCUCCAACGGCUAUCACUCAAUGGAGAAGAGUUGGAUGGAGGUGGAGCGCAUGUUAGGGAGCUUCAUCCUCAGAUCCACAUAGCAAGAAGAGGCUCUUCAUUGCAUCUGGUACGCCCUCAAGAGGUGACGACUCAUCUCCUAGCAGAUUGUCCUCUUCCCAACGAUGCCUUAUUCGUCAAUCAAUCAGAGAUGUCUUACUCGAUAGAUUUGCAAUCCUUUUAUCGUGAAUCAUUCAGUAAUUUUAGUAACAAUGCUCCGCAAAUUACAUUGACGAGAUUUUCGUCGAUGAUCUAGUGAUUUUGGUUGCUUAAUCCUUCACCGGCAAUCUACAAGAAAGUCACAAUAAUCAGAUAAAAAAUAAUGAGUUUUGGCUCUGGGAGGAUUCGAACUAGUGUCGGUCGCCUGCCCUUUCUAGGGAAGGUGAUGUGGGUAUAGUCCCACAUCACUUGUGCGCCAAAUUUUUGGGUGAAUAUAUAGUAAUAUUACAUUUCCAAUCAAGUCCCUUUCUCGCACGUAUAUGACCACUCCUUGUCCCACAGUCGGCUAGCCACCGGUGACAUGGAAGGGGAGUGGUGCACACGUGCCCCCAUCGGUCCAAGCCACUCAAGCCCCUACUCAUGGCUACUCCCGGAUUGCACUUCCAACCUGCUUGUGAGCCUGGCUGGCCGGUGGGUUCCCCCAUUUUGUAAUAUUUUUAUUUUUAUUUCUUUUUCUUCAUUUAUCACAAAAGUAAGAUUGUAAAAUCAUAUAAAUUCGUAUAAAAUCACAUAAUUAUUCAAAAAUUCACAUUAAUCGACUAAAAACCACUUUUCACACUUUAACACAAAUAUAAGUCUAUUUAUCAUGAGUUAAAGCGAAAACUAUAUUAUUUACUAAUUAUUAACUCAUGAUAAUGAAGACUUAUCAUAUGCCUUUUCCUCUAGUAAAUCUAGUCUGUUAAUCUAUAGAUCAAUAGUUUAAAUUUUGAGGGAGUCUGAGAUAGCACUGGCAUCGCCUCGAUCUCUAGGACCAAGAUAGCAGCACCGGUUGUCGGUUUCGAUUUUUUGACUGUUUCUUGGCCGAAAGCAUGCCUCUUCUAUUAGUUUCUCAUCAGCCGAACAUCAGUCCACCGAUGAAAAUGAUGAUUUACUCAUCAACAAAGCAUCAAAAUAAAAUGAUCAACAAGGGAAAGCUGUAAAUCAGGAAAAUAUGAUUCUACUGAUAUAAGGAUAUUAUAUUUCAGCCAAGUAAAUUAGUAGAUAUUACCCCAAGAAUACAACAUUCUGAAAAAUACCUCUCGAGGGAGAAAUUACGAAACCAAGAGCAUCAAUCAACCAUUUUCCACUUUUGGUGGCUCGAUGCUGAUGGUUUCUGACCUUAAAAAUUGAAUGAAAUAGGUUUCAGCAAAAUCCUAGGUCACACGAGAGAGAUCUCACUAUUUGAAUGCGAUGUUGAUGAGAGAGAAGCUCCUAUGAGGAGAGAGAAAAAAGUUGAGUAA